Periconia digitata is the source of this 209-nucleotide messenger RNA. The record is from the annotation of a GenBank genome assembly. Lineage: Eukaryota; Fungi; Ascomycota; Dothideomycetes; Pleosporales; Periconiaceae.
AUGUCUGCGGCUCUGUUAUCCGGAUGUCCGACCCCAGAAAGCAGAAAGACGCCUGGCGAUAGGAAUAUAUCUGCCUUAAGCUCCUCUACGUCUACGAGCAACGGCCCGAUCAAAUUCUUCUUUGUCUGCAUCGUAGACUUGCUUUCAUUGAAGAAAAGAUUUGCAGUGUAACUGCGAGGCCAAGAGACUUGUCAACUCCGCGACUUUGC